AUGAGAGUGGUGAAGGAGCUGAUCGAGCUGGUUCAGGAUGACGAUCGUCUGCGGGAGGAGAGGAAGAAAGCCAAGAAGAACAAAGACAAGUACAUCGGAGUGUCAUCAGACAACACGGGAGGGUUCAGAUACUCUGAUGAGAGUGAAGGUAAGGGGCGUCGCUGGGACUCGGACUGGGAGCAGAAGGGGGCGUUCCCCUUCAGUGAGAAGGUGGGCGAGAUCGGCGGACGCAUCGGCAGCAGCAUCGAGGACACCAUCAGAAGCUUCCGGAACAAACCCCGAGACGACUCACCAGACAGGCUGAGUGACACAGAGGAGGAGAGGGGGCGUGGCCAGCAGAACGGCCAGACCAGCAGGGGGGAGUUUAAGGACGAGGAGGAAACCGUGGCGACCAAGAGUGUGCAGAUCGCCCAGGCAACCGAAACUACGGCAACACGCAAGCGAGGGGGCGUGCCCUCCAAGAAAGUCGACCUGGGGGCGGCGGCCUGCUACACCGGAGACUUAAGCCCCACCCACUCCACUAGCACCAAGACACCAGAGGCCCCCAGCCAAUCAGGACUCGGCCUUGUGGACCUGCUGUCGGUGGAGGCCACGCCCAGCCAGCCAGCACCAGCCAGUACAGCGCCGGCCCUCUCCUCAGGCUCCGCCUCCUCUGACCUGUUUGACCUCUUCAGCCCCGCCCACAACACCUCAGGCUCCGCCUCCCAGAGCAUCACCUUCACCAUGCCAACACACUCCAGCAACCUGUCACAGUCUCAAUCACAGGCAAUGGGGCAGAAGGCGGGUGUUCUGCAGGGUCCUAAAGCUGGUGGCGUUCCCGCCACAUGGUCUGAUUCCAACAUCAACAUCAGCCUGGACCUGCUGUCCCCACAGUCAGUCAAACCCCAGCAGCCCACUCUCAACAUGAUGCAGCAAGGUGUGCAGCAGGCCCCGGUCGGCAUGGCAACACAGGGCUUUGCGGGCAUGAGUCUGGGCAUGCAGAGUGGCACCCCCAUCCGGGCGCCUGGCAACCCCAUGAUGCCUGGAGGCGGCGUUGCCAUGGGGAUGCCCAACAUGGGCAUGCCUCUGAGCCCGGGCAUGAUGGGAAUGAACAUGAACAUGGGGAUGCCCGGCAACAUGGGGAUGGGGUUGCCUAGCAACAUGGGGAUGGGGUUGCCUAGCAACAUGGGGAUGGGCAUGAGUACUACGUCAGCAGCCAAACCAGACGCCUUCGCCGAUUUCGCCAACUUCAAAUGA
Messenger RNA from Clupea harengus (Atlantic herring), 1236 nucleotides. It is a transcript of the gene clint1a, whose product is annotated as clathrin interactor 1a. Lineage: Eukaryota; Metazoa; Chordata; Actinopteri; Clupeiformes; Clupeidae. Gene Ontology annotation, molecular function: phospholipid binding; clathrin binding. Gene Ontology annotation, biological process: endocytosis. The coding region runs from base 1 to 1236 and encodes 411 amino acids. The transcript has 8 exons. Gene Ontology annotation, cellular component: plasma membrane; clathrin vesicle coat; endosome. The record is from RefSeq and is a predicted model, not a curated record.